AAAUAGAAGACUACCUGAUCACGAGAAACAAUUAUCUCCAACACCAAACCCCCCCCCUCCAGAUCAUAGAAGGACCAAUUUAGAGUCCAAUAGAGCACUUAUUUCCAACACCAACACUGUGAAUGAUUGUUUAGACAAACGGGGGAGGAUUCCCCCCAAAAGAUUCUCGGCGGAAGACUUCAGAUCCCCAGAUGUGAGAAGAAAAAGAACAAUAAGAGACCUAGAAGAAGGCACAGAACAAUACGAAGAACAGACACAACUGAAAAGGAAGAA
Pelobates cultripes (western spadefoot toad) is the source of this 273-nucleotide messenger RNA. Lineage: Eukaryota; Metazoa; Chordata; Amphibia; Anura; Pelobatidae. The record is from the annotation of a GenBank genome assembly.